Messenger RNA from Epinephelus moara (kelp grouper), 13197 nucleotides. RefSeq lists its product as uncharacterized. The record is from RefSeq and is a predicted model, not a curated record. NCBI's taxonomy places the organism in Eukaryota, Metazoa, Chordata, Actinopteri, Perciformes, Serranidae. The transcript is spliced from 17 exons. Gene Ontology annotation, biological process: DNA-templated transcription. Gene Ontology annotation, cellular component: nucleus. Bases 212 to 12418 code for a protein of 4068 amino acids.
CAGCAGGCAGAGAGACAUCUAUGGAGAAAAUGGAAGGCUGUACUAGCUAGCUAGCUAGCUGGGCGAAUCCGCUAAUAACUGGAAAAUUAAUCAUGUAUAUAUCAAGGUGCAAAGAGACACAAGUGGAAUGACACUUUGCAUGUGUUGAAAAUUAGGUUUUGGCAGCCAUCAGCUCAUUGGUUACAGAGCCUUGUUACCUGUGGACGUCAGUAUGGAUCCAGUCGAAAAUAACAGUGUCACCAGUGAUAAUGCCUCAGAGGGACAGCAAAGCCAGUCAGAAGGAGCAGGUGUUGGGUCGACCAUGUCUCAGGUUAAAAAGUCCUGGGGCUUCAGGCGGACAACCAUUGCUAGAAGAGAGUUCAUGGAUGAAGUUGGGGACUUAACCCACAGUCCUCCACCUGUACGCAGAGUCAGAAAUCGUCGAACCAAUCAGACACCCCAGCCCGCUCCAGAAACCCAGGCCCCUGAGAGAACUACUCAAGCAACUAGGAGUGUUCUAGAUGACCUUGAAUGGUCAGCCCCAUCAUCACCGGUAGCAGACGAGAGCAAGCCAGGCUCAGAGGCUUCUGCAGGAGGGAGCCUUGACCCCAGCUUAUGGCAAGAUUUUGGGUCUGCCUUCCACACUGCGUUCUCACUGCUUGGUGGGGGCGAGGGCUUGUCAUUGUCAGAUGCACUGGCAGUCCCUGACAUUUUGGAAGCCACUGAUGCCAUGGAGGCUCCUCCUCCAGAGGUUAUAGAAGAAACUGAUAAUAUUGAAUCCGCUGAUGAAAUGGAGAUCUCACAACCUGUUACUCCUGAAAAUGUGGCAGGAGGGGAAGUCGAUGAUGUGGUGUUGAUUUCUAGUCAAGACGAGGACAGUGAUGAUAUGACUCUGAUACAGAUUAAGGAGCAGCUGGCAUCUCAAGUCAAGCAGGGAGACACAAGAGCUAGAGGAGGGAAAGGUGGGAAAGGAAAGGCCAGAGGAAAGGGGAGAGGCAGAGGAAGAGGUAGGGGGAGAGGUAGAGGAAGGGGCAGAGGGAGGGGCAGGGCAGUGGUGCUUCAACCAAGCAUUGCAGACCAGGAGGACAACGAUGACGAUGUGGUUCUUGUUAAUCCAUCUGAACAGCAGCUGCAACAGUUGCAAGAGGAGGAAAAAGAAAACGAUUCACCCAGCCCUGCUGACGUAGAGAUAUCAUCUGCUAACUCUGACAGUACUCCGAGUCCUGCUCAGCAGUCAAACUCAGACUGCAUAAUCAUAGACACUGAUUUAGACCAGAUUACUGCUGUUACUCCUGGCCAGUAUGAUGAUGCACCAGAGGAGGAGGAGGAAGUGGAGGAGGAGAAGAAAGACGAUAAGACUGUAGAAGAUAGUUUAGGCAUUUCAGACACAGAGGGCUCCGACUCCAAUGCUCUGUACUGCAUCUGUCGACAAAAACAAGAUAAAAGGUUCAUGAUCUGCUGUGACAGUUGCCAGGAGUGGUUCCAUGGCGACUGUGUUGGUAUCAGUCAGACGCAGGGCCGGAAGAUGGAGAGGAAAGGGGAGGAGUACAUCUGCCCCCCGUGCAUGUCGAAGAGGCAAAGCCAACACCAACCGGAGCCUCACCCUCAGCCAGAGCCAGAGCUUAGCUUUCCUGAAUGCUUGACACUGAGUCCUCCUGGUGAAGAAGAGAGGCAUGAGGAGCAGCAAGACGUCAAGGAGACUGUAUUGGUGAUGGAGGAGAAGGAGGAGGAGGCAGCUCCUGUGGUGAAGUUGGAGUCAGAGCCUGAAGCUGAGAUGGAGACCGACAGCUCUUUUCCUCUGUGCAUUGGACCCGGGUGCACCAAACAAGCCUUACAGGACUCUGUUUACUGUGGCACUGACUGCAUCCUUCAGCAUGCUGCUUUCACUAUGAAGACUCUGUCUGGUCCUAAGGUGCCCAAGCCCAGAGGACGGCCUUCAAAAAAAGCUGCCACUGCCAGACCCACUGCAAAGGGUCAGAGGUCUGGUAGGAUGUCUAAGAGAUUAGCAGGAAAGGCUGAGGAGGAAGGGGAAGAGGAGGAGGUCAAGGACGAAGAUGGAGGGCAGGAGGAGGCUGCGUCUCCCUUAGCCUGCGACCCCAGUCUCACAGAAGUUCAGGCCACUACCAUACCAUCAUCUAAGUUUAACACACCGUCUAUCGAGGACAGUAAACAGGAGGAGGCUGAAACUGAGUCUGUUGCUCCUUCAUCACAACCUCCAGUGGACACCUCGACAGAUGCUGCUCCCUCUUCCCUGCCUAUCACUGAGCCAGCCCCACCACAGAGCCACUCUCAAGAAAAAGCAAAGGAGCCAAUCAGCAGUGGAGUGUCUAAGCAGCAGUCUGCAGAAUCAAAUUCCUCUGUUCCACCCAACCCACCAAAAUCUAGUUUGUCUCCCGCUGCACAAUCCCCAUCCACCUCAGCUCCCAGACAUCAUGAAACAGGGGCCCUUAUGGUCACUAAGACCACAUACGUCAUCCCAAAGAAGCAGCCUGGACCCCAGCCUCCGUCCAGCCAUGUGUCUGCCUCAGCAUCAGGCCAGAAGUCUUCCUCAGCCCCCACACUGCUGAAUGAAACCAGAAAUCUGCUGGUGCCGCCUGCACCCAGUGCUCCCUCCUCCAGACCCUCUCAGCCCAAUAACCAGGUCAGACAGAGCAUCCAGCGCUCCCUCACCAGCAUCCUAUUCAAAAGGGUGUGUGAUUGUGAAGAUUUGGAUUUGUCUGAGAGUGAAGUUGCAAAGCUUGUCGCGAGCAUUGAGAUGGAGAUGUUCGACAUAUUUCGCAACACAGACAGCAAAUACAUGAACAAGUACAGAACUAUCAUGUUCAACCUGAAAGACCCAAGAAACAAGGGCUUGUUGUAUCAGGUUGUACGAGGAGAGAUCAAACCCUUCAGACUGGCCAGGAUGAGCCAGAAGGAUAUGCAGGCUAUCAAAGCAUCAGAGCCAAGUCCAAAAGAAACAACAGAGGGUAAAGAUGCAGCUCCUAAAGUGACAAGUUUGCUGCAGAAGCCGGAAGCAGUGAAGGUUGAUUUGCCCAGUUUGAUUCCCCAAAGACCCAGUCGAAGCACGGUUGCUCCCCAGGAACAGAAGAAAAGUCUUCCUGCUCCUGCUCUUAAGACCAGAACAAGCCAGCCAAGCCAGCCAAGCCAGGGCAACGCUCUGCCAGAUAUUCUUGCCUGCAUGCUGAAGGACACAACAUCAGAGCACAAAGCUCAUCUCUUUGACCUGAAAUGCAAGAUAUGCACAGGCCAAAUACUACCUGGAGAAGAGGAGGAACCCAUGAAGAAAAAACCCAGAGUUUGUGAAACAAAAGAAAAACAUGAACCCUUUUGGAAAAAGUCUGCAGGAGAUGACUCCCCACUGCGGGCGCCACCUGACUCACCUGAUAUGGAUUCUCCAACAUCAUCCCUAAUGGAUCCUACAUCCCGCCUUAUCAUUGAUGCUCCACCUUUGACCAUAGUUGAAUCCCCUGCUUCCCCCGUAAUGGACUCCCCAGCCUCUCCUAUGUUAGAGUCUCCAGCUUCCCCUGUCAUGGAGUCCCCUGCGUCCCCAACUCAGGACAAUUCUAAAAGUACUACACGAAAGAGAGCAUACACACCAGUUGUGAUUCCAGCUGUCUCAACAGUAACCAUCACAAGGCGUGAUCCCCGCACUGCAGCAAGCAGGUUCUCUGCUCCGUCUAGUGGCACCUCGGGUCUCAGCAACACAACUCCUAACCAAUUAGUCCCUUAUGCUCCUCUUAAAGACACUAGUUCUGCACUGCCCUCACCACCAGCCCCUUCACGACCACCAACGAAACCAUUACCUAAAUCUAUCUUAAUGAAGCCAUCUUCCUCUGCAGAUCCCAGACUCUUUGGCACAUCCUCAAGGACUGUGAUCUCUGAAUCCCCAGCUGAUGGUGAGACUUCUCAGUUCUUGGCGAAGCAAGACAUACUGUGGAAAGGCUUCCUUAACAUGCUCACUGUGGCCAAGUUUGUCAGCAAGGGGUAUCUGGUUUCAGGAUCUGCUGAAAAUCUCAAAGCGGACCUACCUGAUACCAUACAGAUCGGAGGACGAAUCCUGCCUGAAACAGUGUGGGACUAUGUUGCCAAACUUAAGACCUCUGUUACGAAGGAGUUAUGUGUGAUCCGGUUUCACCCUGCAACAGAGGAGGAAGAGGUGGCCUAUGUCUCCCUGUUUUCCUAUUUUAGCAGCAGAGGUCGUUUUGGUGUGGUUGCAAAUGGCAGCCGUUCCAUCAAGGAUGUAUACCUUGUCCCGCUCAGUGCAAAGGAAUCCAUCCCAUCCAUACUGCAACCUCUUGAAGGACCAGGGCUUGAAAAAAACAGGCCCAAUCUCCUUCUGGGUCUGGCAGUCAUCCAGAAGGCAAAACGUCCAGGAAGCUUGCCUCAAGAAAUUGAAGAGAAAAGACCCAAAGUUCAUUUGUCCAAAGACCCUAUGUGGAUCCCGAAGCCCCCAGUUCUCUAUGGCUCUGACAAACUGGAGAUAUUCCAACCUUACGACCCAGAGACUCCUGCUAGCACCACCCCUCCUGGCUCACCACCUUGCCCUGGGUCACCAUCAGACUCUUCCUCUUCAGGUUCAAUUACCAUACCGUCUCGUUUGACUUCCAUUAGAACAAACCCUCCUGUUUCUACCUCAGCUGCUGUUGCUGCCAUUAAGCCCACCUCUGAUAGGAUCUCUGACAAAAAUUCCAAAACAGCAUCUAGUAAUAACACACCACUGCAGACUAUCUUGAAGAGUUUGUUUGGCAACAAGCAAACUGACUCUGUGGUCUCUUCUGAUGGAAGUUCUACAACAGCAGUUAGUGAUAAGAAGGUCCCAGUGUUUUCUCAGGUGUCAGGAUCAAUGGUGGAUCCCAUUGUACAACAGUAUGGACAGAAAUCAAAAGUGAAAAACAUAGAACAAGAAGAAGAAGAAAAUGACUUUGACCGACCAUAUGACCCAGAAGAAGAGUAUGAUCCAGCAAUAGGAUAUGGAGUGGUUGCUCCUCAGAGCGCGAAACAAAUUAAGGCAGAUGGCCCUGCAGCAUCAGGCUCUGUAGACGAUGAUGUGGCCUAUGAUCCAGAGGACGACACUAUCUUUGCAGAUAUUCAAAGUGAUAUUGUUGUGACAAAGCCCCCUGUUCCAACUCAAACAGCAGACUCUCCAUCAUGCCCAAUCCCAGUUUCCACCCAGACUGCAAUGCCAGCUCCCACCAAGACUGUAACGCCAGCUCCCACCCCAACUCCAGCACAAACCUCUACUCCAGCUGAAGCAACGCAGAACAUUCCUGCAGGCACUGUGGUUGUCUCAGCUGCAACACUAACUGAACAACAGCGGUUGCUUGAGGAGCUCAAUAAGCAGAUCGAGGAGCAAAAACGCCAGUUGAAGGAGCAGGAGGAGGCACUACGUCAACAGAGAGAGGCUGUGGGUAUGUUUAUGGCUCACUUUUCUGUUUCUGAUUCACUGAUGUCUCCCCCACAAAAAUCUUUGCCUCCCAGUCAACUGUCAGAAUCAACGGACAAGACCAGCAACCUUACAGAGAAUGUAGACAAUUCAAAUGUAGAUUCACAGACUGUUAAGCUAGAAGAUAAAGCUGCCAUCCCUAGAUUAGAGAAUGAUACCGAUUCUGUUGCAGAGCAAGAUGAAACACAGGACAAUCUUAAGGAAAGUGACAAGUAUUCCUCUGCUGGAGAGAUUGCAGAUUCUGAUGUAGCUUAUGAUCCUGAGGACGAAUCACUUUUUAAUGAAAUUCAAGAUGAUGUAUUUCAAGGAGGCAGUAAGUCUCGUGAUUCAUCUUUGUCUAGAACAGGGCAUAGUGCCAGCCGCAAGGGCACUCAGAAUUCACACCAUAGCAGAAAGCGAAGGCUAUCACCAAAGAAGCGGACGCAUCGUGAAAGGGACAGCCAUAGAAGUCCUUCAAGAAGAUCCCAGCAGCGUUCUCCUUCACAUUCCAGGAGACGUAGAGAAAGGGAUAGACACAGAAGAAGUGAAAGGGACAGGUCAAGGCAUAGAGCUAGAGAUCAGUCUGAGCGCCAAGGUCGCCACCGUAAAGAGCAUUCCACACGCCGUCAUUCUCAUGGCCAUAGAAGAUCCCCAUCAGCUCCUAGAAAAAAAGAUUCUGGGUCCCUUUCACCGAAACAGCACAGAGGACUUUCCCCUCAAGUCCUUGAGAAAUCAAAACCUUUAAAUGUUUUGUGUAAUGUUCCAGACUCUUCAGACUCUGUUGUUGGACAAAUUGUAGACAGUAACACAUCAUUUACGUCGAUUACUAUUAAAAAGGACCCGGAUGGACUUCAGCUUAAAAGUAAUCUUGUUGAGAGUGUUGAUAAAGGCUGUUCUCCCUGUUCACAUGAACUUCCUCACAAUAUGAAGCUUGAGACUUCAGAACCACUAAAAUCCCAGGAGCCUGAGAAAACUGUAGUCAGCCAUGACAACGCUGGCAGUGCUUCUUCUACUCAGGUGGAUAAACCCUCUCAACAGGAAACUCUGUUUACAAGCAAAUUUGAAAAUACAAUUCCUCUAAGAGAACUUGAUCCGCCAAUUCGAGAUUCUCCUCAGAGCCCUGAUCCAGAGCCACAGUUUGUGAAACCUAGCAGCGUAGAAAAGAUUGAGACUGUUAAGACUGAGGAAAUCAGAGAUCCUGAGACACAUACCAGUGUCUCAAUGCCACUAAUAAAAGUUGAAAAUAAUUUUCUGCCUAUUGGUGGUCAAGCAACAGUGUCCACUACACUGUGGCCUAUUGCUGGAGGUCCAGUAUCAAACCUUAGAAAUAUGGAUUUUAGAUCUCUAAAUCUGCAGGUCCCAGUUGUCAAAGAUAAAGGUAUGACACAGGCAGACAAGCAGAUAGAAGGAGGAAGUCCAGGUUUGAAGCAUCCAGUAAUACAAGGUCAAGGAGGGGGGCAUUCCAAGCCAGCUGCAGGUUUUCAAGGUUCAGGCCCUGAAAUAAACCCAGUGACAAAUUGUCCAGAACCUGGUACGAGUGAUCUAGGGAUUAGGAAUGCAGGAUCAGAUAUGAAAGAACUUGGACAAAGGGGACCACAGAUAGAUCUUAGGGAAACUGGAAUAAGAUUCCCAGGGUCUGACAUGAGAGUCCCAGGCAUGCAAGGCAUAAGUCCCAACAUUUGGGGUCUUGGAUCACACACACAAGACCUAUCUAGUAUACAAGGGAUGAUCACAAAAGUCAAAGGUCCAGGCCCUGAUAUGAGACAUAGUGAAUCACAAAUAAGAGGACAAGUACCUGUACCAAUAGUUACAGAUUUAGAUAUGGGAGGAUCAGGCCUACAGAAUGAGAGGAGAGAUCCAGUCAUGAAGAGACCUUCCCCAUAUAGAUCUGGGCCUGAAAUAAGGGGCAUAAGGGAGCCUUUAUCAGCUAUGUAUCAUCCAAUUCCAGAAAACCCAGAUAGCAGGCCAGAUGUAAUGGCAAUAGGGAGAGAUCAAUCUUUUGGGGGUCUACAGAUAGAGGGUAGGGCUCAAGAUAUAGAAAGAGGUAGAGGUGAUAAAGAUAGGGGUGGAAGUCCACAUGCUGGAGCUGUAAGAUCUGCUAUGAUAGGUAGAGGUGUUAGAGAUCAAAGUCCAGGUUUAAGGAGACCAGGUCCAUCUUUUAGGGGCUCAGGAAUAGUUCAGAGGCAAUUAAGGCAUGAUGGCAGUCCAAUUUUAGAGGAAAGGGGCCUUUUGAAAAUGGGUUUUCAGGCACAUGGAAGAGAUGCAGACUUGAGCAGGGUGGGUGGUGGUAGAGAAAGGAGUUUAGAUCCAAAUGCAGCUACAGGUUCAGAGGGUAGGCUUUUAAGAGCAGAUAUACCAUCCCCAGCAAUGACAGAUGAGAGGUGGGGCUUACAAAGAGGGCAAGAUGUACCCAUGAGAGGACCAGGGCCAAACAUUAAUUAUGAAGGUGGCGGGUCUAACAUGUCCUGCAUCGGACAAGACGGUAGUGGGCCUAAAGAACAGUUCAAUGAGUUACAGCCCAAUAUUAGGGCUGAAAGGGGGGUGCAUGGCCCUGAGGUGAGACAAUCAGAAUUAAGAAGACCAGAUAUGGCAGAGAGUGGUUAUAUAGGGCCUGGUCAGGAUGUAGGUAGUACAAGUGGCUCAGAUAAAAGGGGUAUUGGCAUGCCAAACAUUACAAAUCCAGAUUGGAGAGGCCCAGGACUAGGUGUUGCUGGUCCUGAUAUGAGGGGUCAAAAUAAAAGCCUCGGCCCACAUAUGAGGGGUCAAAAUUGGAGUGACCCGGGAUUAGACAUAAGAGAUGAUUGGAGAGGGCCAGAUAGGAGAAGAUCAGAUCAAGUCAGAGGACAGCCAUUUAUACAAGAUGAAUGGGGAGUCCAUCGGCCUGAUAGGAGAAGUCCAAACAUGGAGAGCCAGGGGCCUGGCAGAAGGGGUGCUGAAGAUGUAGACAGACCAGGGUCUGAAAUGAGUGGUUUAAACAUGAAAGACCUUAGGCAUGACAGGAGAGGACCGGGAGGUCCAGACUUCAUGGGACCAGAGCCUGAAAGGACUGGUCCAACUAUUGACAAUCUAGGACCUGGCAUGCGAGGACCAGGGGUUCCAGACUUUUUAGAACCAGGACUUGAAGGGAGGGGUCUAGCUAUGGCCAGUCUGGGUCCUAACAGGAGAGGGCCUGGGGGUCCAUAUUUCAGAGGACCAGGACCUGAGAGGAAAGGUCCAGCUAUGGAGGGUCAUGGACCUGGCAUAAGAGGACCAGGUCCAGAUUUCAAGAGAGGUCCUGAUGUAGUUGGUUUGGGGUCUGACAGAAGAGGACUAGGAGAUAAAGAUGUCUGGGGAACAGGGCCUGAAAGGAGAGGUCCAGCAAUGGAGGGUCCUAUGACUGACAGGAGAGGACCUGGAGGUCCAAAUUUCAGUGAACCAGGGCCUGAAAGCAGAGGUUUAUCUAUGGAGGGUCCAGGGCUUGCUGGGAGAGGACCCGUAGGCCCAGAUUUCAGAGGACCAGGACCUGAAAGGAGAGGUCCAGCCAUGGAGCAUUGUGGGCCUGGUGGGAGAGGACCUGGAGGUCCAGAUUUCAGAGGACUUAAACCUGAGAGAAGAGGUCCAACUAUGGAGGUUCCUGGGCCAGACAGAAGAGAACACGAAGGUCCAGAUUUCAGGGAAACAGGACCUGAAAGAAGAGGUCCAGCCAUGGAGCAUUGUGGGCCUGGUGGGAGAGGACCUGGAGGUCCAGAUUUCAGAGGACUUAAACCUGAGAGGAGAGGUCCAACUAUGGAGGUUCCUGGGCCAGACAGUAGAGAACACGAAGGUCCAGAUUUCAGGGAACCAGGGCAUGAAAGGAGAGGUCCAGUUAUGGAUGGCCCUGGGCCUGACAGGAGAGGACCUGGAGGUCCAGAUUUCAGAGGACCAGGGCCUGAAAUGAUGCAUUCAUCUAUGGAGCAUCCUGAAAGGGGAGGUCUGGCUAUGGAUGCUCCAGGACCUGACAGGAGAGGACCUGGAGGCCCAGAUUUCAGGGGACCGCGGCCUGAGAGGAGAAGUUUAUCUAUGGAGCAUCCUGAAAGGCGAGGUCCAGCUAUGGAGGGUCCUGGGCCUGAUAGGAGAGGACCUGGAGGCCCGGAUUUCAGGGGACCAGGACCUGAGAGGAGAAGUUUAUCUAUGGAGCGUCCUGAAAGGAGACGUCCAGCUAUGGAGGGUCCUGUGCCUGAAAGGAGAGGACCUGGCGAUUUAGAUUUCAGGGGACCAGGGCCUGAAAGGAGAGGUCCAGCUAUGGAGGACCCUGGUCCUGAAAGGAGAGGUCCAGUCAUGGAGGGUUCUGGGCCUGAUAGGAGAGGAUCUGGAGGUCCAGAUUUCAGGGGACCUGGGCCUGAAAGCCAAGGCUUAUUUAUGGAGGGUCCUUGGCCUGACAGUAGAGGACCUGGAGGUCCAGAUUUUAGAGGACCAGGGCCUGAGAGGAGAAAUGUAUCUAUGGGGCGUCCUGAAAGGAGAGGUCCAGCUAUGGAGGCUCCAGGAUCUGACAGAAGAGGAUCAGGAGGUCCGGACUUCAGUGGGGCAGGUCCUGAUAUGGACAGUCAAGAGCCUGAUAGAAGAGGACCGAGAGGUCUAGAAUUUCAGAGACCGGGGCCUGAAAGUAGAGGUCUAGCUACGGAUGGUAGAGGGCAUUAUAGAAGAGGACCAGGAGGUCCAGAUUUAAGUGGGCCUGGGUGUGAAAGGAGAGGUCCCUUUAUGGAGGGUCAAGGUCUUGACAGAAGAGGACCAGAAAAUCAAAACACUGGACCCGGUUCUGACAGGAUAGGACCAUAUAUGAGGGGUCCUGGGCCUGACUUCACAGGACUGGGGCCUGAAAGAAAUGGUCCAGAAGGUCUAGGCCCUCACAAUAGAGGACAGGAGGGACCACACUUUAGGGGUCCUGGGCCAGAAAGUGAACAUCCAAAUAUUGAGGGCCCAGGGCCUGACAGGAGAGUUCCAGACAUCUGGGGACCAAGGCCAGAAAUACCAGGUCCCAAUAUGGAGAGUUCAGGACCCAACAGGAGAGUGCCAGGAGGUCCAGAUAUGAGAAGGCCAAAUUUGGGCCCAAACAGAGAAGGCCCAGGGCCUGACAGGAGAGGUCUAGAAGGUCCAAAUUUCAGAGGACCUAUGUCAGAAAGAAUACCUCCAGAUGUGGCAGGCCCAGAGUUUGAUAGGAGAGGUCCACACUUCAAAGGAGUGAGGCCUGAAAGAACUGAUAUGGAGGGUCCAGGGCCUGAUAGGAAACGUCCAAGAGGUCCAGAUUUUAGAGGACCAGGUUGUGAAAGUAGAGAUCCAGACAUUGAGGGCCCAGGGCCUGAUAGACAAGAACCAGGAGGCUCGGGCUUCAGGGAGCCCGGGCCUGAAAGGAUAGGACCAGAUAUGGAGGGCCCAGAACAAGAUUGGAGAAGAUCAGGUGGCCCAGACUUUAGAGGCCCAGGCUUUAGGCAGACAUGUCCAAAUACAGAAGGUUCAAGACAUAGAAGAGAUGGCUGGGGAGAUACUGACUUUAGUGGGUCAGAACCUAUCCAAAUUAACCCAGAUCCAGAGGGCCAAGGACCUGAUAGAAUAGGUAGAAACUUGAGGGGUUCAAGGCGUAUGAGGGGAAACAGAGGCCCAGGGCCAGAUAGGCGCAGUCUAAAUCGGGGAGACAGAUGGAAAGGGCCAGACUUCAGGGGCUCUGGACCUGAUAGAAGAGGCACAGACACAGAGGAGCAGUGGUCAGAUGGAAGAGGUCCUGAUAUCGAGUCUGUAGGAAAUGGAAGAGAAUGUUCAGAUGGUGACUGGAAAAGACAUGGCAGCAGGGGUCCAGGGCCCAUCCAAGAAGAUCCAGGUGACCAGGUUCAAGAACACAGUAGACAUGGUCCUCAUAGGGAAUGGAGAGGCCCUGAAAGUAGGGGACCAAGGGCCAUACAGGAAAGAUCAGAUAUGCAAUUUCCAGGGCAUUUGAGAGGUCCAGGAGAUGAGUGGAGUGGACCUGGUUUCAGGGGUCGGGGGCCUGUCCAGGAUGACCCAGAUAUGGUAUGCCCUGGCCCCAUAAGGGAAAGACCUGGAAAUGAAUGGAGAGAUUCUGAUAGACCAUUUUUCAGUGGGGAAAAUGAUCCAGGCAACAGGAGACACGGCCAUGAUAGAAGAGGUCCAGGAAUGAGAGAACCAGGAUCAGAUAUGAGAAGGGGUCCAGAUAUGGGGAAUGACCGGAGGCAGGCUGAUUUUAGAGGUAAUAUAAGAGGGCCAAACAUGGAAGGACCAGGGGCUCAUAGAGAAGCUCCAGACUUGAUGAAUUCGUAUACAAACAGGAGAGGAUUUGAGAUAGAAGGUCCUGAUAGAAGAGGCCCAAGAGGUCCAGAUUUAAGACGAUCAGGGCCUGAACACAGAAAUAAUGAGGGCCCAGGGUUUGAUAGAAGAGGUCCAGGCAUGAUUGGUUCAGGGUUAGACUCAAGGGGGUCUGAGCCAGCCUUGAAUGAUGACAUGCAAGGGUUAGAUGUGAGGAGCCCAAGGUGUGAUAGCAGAGGGUCAGACAUGACAGCAUCAUCCCAUUUCAAUAGCCCUCAUGAAGUUACCAGAUUCCAGGGCCCACGUGAUCCACAUUCUGCACCACACAAUAGACCCCCAGGUCCAGCUCGUAACAGCAGAGAAAACUCAUGCCCCCGUUUUGACAAUAAACAAAAUCAGCCAGCUGUAAAGCCCCAGAGACACAGAGCUGGCUUACUUCCCACUCCAACAGAAGGUCUCAUACGCUUCCCAAAUCGUAUAAUGAACAAUCCUGAUGUCUUCAGUCCGAAACGAAAACAAAUAGGUCACCCAACAGACAGGGAGUGGAGUAGAGAUAGACCAGUGAGUCGGGAAAGAGAACUGGUCAAAGAGCAAAGACAGGAGCAGGAAAAAAGUCCUGCUAGUAAAAUUAGCAACCCUGUAGAUGCAAGCAAAAAGGCUGGAAAAGGAAAAAAGGAAGUGGACAAUAAAAUUGAUAAACAGGGUGCAUGUGUAGAAACUAAAACCACUCAAAGCACGGAACAGUGAUGGAAAUAAAAGCAAUGUCCAGCUAAGUUUGACACAGGAUAAAAAACAUGACGUGUGCACCCUUCAGAACAGUAAGGCUGUUGGAUUAUAAAGGUUUAGUAUCAAAGAGAUACUAUAGCAUAACACACAUUGAAUGUAUUUUUCUUAAGGAGAGUGGUUGUCCAUGUCUUACUGAGAUUUCAACAAGACCUACAGGCAAAGCCAGUGUGAAAGAUCAGACAUUGUAGCUUGAUAUGGAAAUGCUCAGAGGUAUAUUACAUUCUAGUUUGUCUUGUAUUCAAAGUAGAUACAUUUAUUUUUGUUAUAUGCCUAAAUGCCUCUUAAAUCUAAUCCAUCACUUGUAAAUUUAACUUGAUGUGCAAUUUUAGUUGGAAAUAGUUAGAAAUGUUUUGUACAGAAAAGGUUCAGUUUUUUGUUUCUUUGUUUUUUAACAUAGCCAUAGUGUAAGUACAGUAGCCUUGAUCUGGCUGUUAUGUUCUUCUGCUGAUAAAAAAGGCUUGUUUCAUUGACCUUUUAGAAUCCAAGAAGUCAAUAAAAUGACAUACACUUUUUUUUUUACAUUUGUAUUCAGUCUGAUUUUGUCAUCAUUAUUUGGAAUUGAUUGAAUGCUUUGUGAGUGGUGCCCAAAUCUGUUUCUUUAAAAAGCGAAUCCCCUGUUACAGCACAGAGCCAGGGCUGUUCUGUUUGUGGUAAUAUAUUAUGGCUUAUCUUUUUAAAGAUACAAUUAAAAAGUCGUCAUCUGUAGAGGUUGAUGGCAUAUUUUCCAUUUUGCCAGAGAG